UGAUGGAUUUGUUGAUGCCCUGACUUGAUUGUAAGGUCAGAAUAUCUGAGGACAAUUGCUAUGCAUUCCUAUCUUGUGGAAAAAUAUGACAUCUAUGAUUUAAUUAUGAUUUGCAGUGGUGUAUUAGAUCUGGUAUGACUCAUUUUAAGUCAAAAACCUACUUUCAAAAUUAUGGUCAGCUAACAUUUGCACAUAUAUGCCACAGGAUGGCAGUAGUAGUACUUACUAGAACUGUCUUCGAAAUCUUCGAAAACACGUAAAAAUACAGUUUAUGGAAUGCCACUAUAGCGUCGUGUAAAGCAUUUCACAAUGAGCUGAUCUACUUUAUUACUUUAUUUACUUCCUGCUGUGAUUCGUGCAAACUACGUUGUUGCUGGCUACUUCGCUGCUGACGAAGAUCGAACUAUUGGUGGGCUACUUGAAAUCACAAAAUAUCUCGCAGCAUUGUAUUCAAAUGCCACGUCUUGAAUACCACUCGUGGACAUCAUAAGAUUCGAUUUGAUUGCUCUUAUCCUCCUGAGCCGCGUCUACAGUGACGGAGUGCAACAUGCCUCUUGUAGAGUUUGUUGCAGGAUGGCUUUCAGGUGCAGUAGGAUUGGCUGUGGGACACCCAAUGGACACAGUAAAGGUACGCAUUCAGACCCAGUCCAAGUACAAAGGAAUACUUGAUUGUGUCUUCAGGACAUAUACUCACGAGGGGAUCCCUGGCUUUUUUAAGGGCAUGGCAUUCCCUGUCUUGACUGUUGCCAUCAGCAAUUCAGUGGUCUUUGGUUCCUAUAGCAACGCCUUGGAUUACCUCACUCAGUCUGAAAGGAAUGAUCGCAGCCAAGGCAACCAGGCAUCUGCAGCUGCUGUCUUUACAGCUGGAUGCUUCUCAGGUGUUGCACAGGUGUUAGUGACAGCUCCCAUUGACCUGGUGAAAGUACGCCUGCAGAGCCAGACUAAAGGAAGGGCUGGUUUAGGAGGCGAUCGAUACAGAGGCCCCAUGCACUGCGUGGCCACCAUCCUGAGGGAGGAGGGAGGCAGGGGACUCUUCAGGGGAAUGUGGGCUCUGGCGCUGAGGGACGUGCCCUGCUAUGGACUCUACUUCCUGCCCUACGAGCUGACUGUCAGGUGGCUGUCUGACCAAGGCAAACAACCAGGUACCUUUGCCGUGUUAAUGGCGGGCGGUGUGGCCGGCGUGGUGACGUGGGCCUUUGCCACCCCCAUGGACGUGGUGAAGGCCAGGUUGCAAAUGGUUGGGGCGGGGGGCCGGGCCUACCGGGGGGUGCUGCACUGCAUCACCGAGAGCGUACGUGAGGAGGGCGUCCGGGUCUUCUUCAAGGGCCUGCUCCUCAACAGCCUCAGGGCGUUCCCGGUCAACGCGGUCACCUUCCUCAGCUACGAAAGCCUCAUGAGGGCCCUAACAUCGGGACCAGACGGCUCUCGCCGCUGAAACGGCCAUCAGGCUGGUCCUUCCCUCUUUUACCGUCAGAUGAGCCGUAUCUGUGGAUAGUACUUCCUUAACACCCCACCGCACUCAGUCGCUUAUUCACAGUCAGUGGCCAAAUGGGACUUGCAUACUUGUGUUUUUAACAGUGCUGUGAUUCGGUCACUCCAUUCUGUUUGGUCUGCUGCACUCUCUUUGUGCACUCGCUAGCAUCAGUAAGAGGAUGUACAGCGAAGAACAGAACUCUGUAAGUCAGUACUGAUCUAUUCCAGGUGAGUGGUCUGUGAGAAACUACACCGUGAAAAUGAUUUAUGGCUGAAUAAACUGAGAACAUACAGGAAGGAAUGUUAAAAGUCAGCACUGUUGUACACCAGGUGUGUAAGUCUGGCAGAGAUGGCGUUUAUAACCGACCAAACUGUACGGAAUAUCACUUGAAAAAAUACUCCAAAAGCUUACUGCUCUCUGUGGAAGAAGCAUUACUGAGCAGUGCUAUGAAUGUUUCCAGUUUCACUACCAUGUUUUUACUCUAUCAUGUAUUGAAAUAUGACAUGUAUUCUGAACAUGAACUUUUAUUAAAUAAGAGCCACACGCA
This is a messenger RNA of Clupea harengus (Atlantic herring), 2021 nucleotides long. It is a transcript of the gene slc25a45, whose product is annotated as solute carrier family 25 member 45. NCBI's taxonomy places the organism in Eukaryota, Metazoa, Chordata, Actinopteri, Clupeiformes, Clupeidae. The record is from RefSeq and is a predicted model, not a curated record. Gene Ontology annotation, cellular component: mitochondrion. Gene Ontology annotation, molecular function: transmembrane transporter activity. Gene Ontology annotation, biological process: transmembrane transport.